AUGCCUGAAGGUCCAGAUGUCAGCUUGGAAUUUGGAACCAUUAAUGUCCUGGAUAAUAAGCAGCAAGUCCUGAGUCUGCAGAACAAAGGCUUAUAUGACAUUGAGUACAGUUUCAAGCUGACCACUGGAAGUGCCAAGAGGGGUGACUUGGAAUCUCCCUUCACUGUCCGGCCGCAGGGGGCUGUGCUGAAAGCCUCCCAGCCACCUGUGAAAGUUGAGGUCCUCUUCCACCCCACGACUGAAGUGUUUCUCGAGAGCAAACCCAUCCUGCUCUGCCAGGUCAUUGAUCUCAAAUCAGGUCAAGGAGGCGAGACCGUUGCCACCAUCCCAGUGAGGGUGUUGGUGAGAGCUGUGUACAGCAAGUACAGCAUCGAGCCUGCCUCGCCCAUCGACUUCGGUGCCAUGGUUAAGGGCACCAAGAAGAGACAGGUCUUAAUUGUGGAGAACAAAGGCGCCCUCAACUUCAAAUUCCUCAUCCGCCAAGCACCUCCACUGCAAAGUUCACAGCAAGAGGAAUCUGCCCCCUCAGUCAGGGAAAGAAAAUGCUCCACACAGGCUCAGCUCACUGCAGGCGUGUUCACGGUGUCCCCUUGCUCCGGCUCCGUCGGUCCUGGGGGCCAGCAGAAGAUCACAGUGGAUUGCAACCCAGGAGCAGAGGGGAAAUGCGAGGAGCAGCUGUACAUUGACAUCAGCAACAGAGACCCCAAGGACAAUCCCCUCGGCAUUCCCUUUACCCUGACUGCCAAGUCCUGCUUCCCAGCGCUUGUUGAAGACGUCACGUCCAUCUUUGAGCAGUACCCGAUCCACAGCAACGUCAAUCUCCACCAGACGUUACAGUCGGUGCAAGGCCAACGGUGUGUUCAUCAGAGAUGAUAACAAAUUCAUCUUCACCAAAGUUCAGGUUGGGCAACGGGCCACGGCUCGCUUCAAGAUCUCCAAUGGCAGCAGUGUCCCAUGUGACGUUGUGCUCUCCAUCAAAGCCUUGCCUGGAGAGGUAAGAACAAGAGGCCAAGGUGAGCGCUGCUCUCUAAAGGCCAUGUGAGAGCCUGCCUUGUUCUCCAGAGUCAUUGCGGUCUCUGACCCAGCUGGACCAGUCCAGCUCAGUGCAGGUCGAACUGCAGGGCAGAGCAGCAAUGCCAGGGGGGCACUUGCAUUGAAUUCCACAUCUCUCAAGCAAAUUUUGGCUCACGCUUCUGGGUCUUUGGUGGGAAUCCUUCUGAACAUCUCUCAAAAGCACACUCAGAGAGGGGCUGUUACAGACCGAUGGGGCAGAGCUCAAAGCAGAGCAUUUCCUGGCUUUUCCUUCUCUUGAAAGGCCAGUCCGGGGUUAUUUGAGGGGUUUCUGUGCCAUCCCAACCUCCCACAUGUGCUGGGGUGGCUGCCCAGCCCUCAAAGCAAGCUUUUGCUCACCUGGGUAUUGGCGCAAGGUCAGCAUCCCCUGGCAUGGAGGGAGCCUGCCCAGGGAAGCAUGAAGCAAGACAGGCUGUCUGGGGCUGUUCCCAGGGAUGCAUCUAGGAAUGUACUGGGUCACAUUGAAAGAUGUGACACUAACACUGCACUGUGGGUUCCCCCCAAGCCUCACAGCCUCAUCAGCAACAUCUUCAAAUUGGAUCCUGUCGAGAUGAGCAUUCCUGGCUUAUCCCACGCCUUUGCUACAGUGACCUUCACUCCAGAACAAAAGGAGGACUACCAGUGCACCUUCACAGCUUCCCUUGUUAGCCCAAAAAGGUAGUGACCCCGUGAAGUACUGGGGGGACCGUUCUGGUAGCUGCCUCUUCUCUUGGUGCCUCUAAUGCUUUCAGUGCCCUUAGGCAGAGUACCUGGCAUGAGAUGAUCUAGGAGGCAUUAAGCAUUAGGCAGAGCAGAGCAGGAAAAUGAGGAGGAUACUUCAGGCUGUGUGAGGGACUCUGAAGAGAGGGCCUCAGGUAGCCAGCUGGAAGUUACUGACAAGUGCAACAGCUGAGCUGGGGCUUUCCAAGGACAAAGGCUCAGAUGAAGCAGUUUCUGUGCCAGCAAGUCAAGAUUUCCUCCUUAUUUGUGUAAAAGGA
Pseudopipra pipra is the source of this 2048-nucleotide messenger RNA. Its product is annotated as hydrocephalus-inducing protein homolog. The transcript has 7 exons. The coding region runs from base 1 to 873 and encodes 290 amino acids. NCBI's taxonomy places the organism in Eukaryota, Metazoa, Chordata, Aves, Passeriformes, Pipridae. The record is from RefSeq and is a predicted model, not a curated record. Gene Ontology annotation, biological process: cilium movement; axonemal central apparatus assembly. Gene Ontology annotation, cellular component: axoneme.